CCGGCUGCAGCUGCUGAGUGUGUGGUUCCUGGUGGGCUCAUGUGUUUUCAGGGUGGAGAAGUCUUGCUCAAGGAACUGCAGAACACAGCCUGGCGGAGGUAGUGUUAAAGCAGCUGGAGUGGCAGACUGCUCUGGCACCACCUUCCUCGUGUGCUUUAAGGAAAACUCGUCGGGACUUUUGUAUCUGGAAAGCUGUGUAAAUGCAGUCAGUGUCGUGAUGUCUCAGGAGCAAGAUGCGGAGUGUCAGCAGCCCCAUGGCAGCAGCACCUGCUCACAGUCCCAAGGUGGUUUCUCGCAGUCCCAUGGCCCCUCCUCACAGACACAAGGCAGCUCCUCACAGUCCCAGGGCACAUCCAGCUCCUCUACCAGCACAGUGCCAACGUCCAGCCAGUCUUCUCACUCCAGCUCGGGGACACUGAGCUCCUUAGACACAGUGUCCACUCAAGAACUCUAUUCUAUUCCUGAGGACCAAGAACCAGAGGAGCCUGCCCCUUGGGCUCGUUUAUGGGCCCUUCAGGAUGGAUUCUCCAAUCUUGAGUGUAUUAAUGACAGCUACUGGUUUGGGAGGGAUAAAAGCUGUGAGUACUGCUUUGAUGAGCCACUGCUGAAAAGCACGGAUAAAUACCGGACUUACAGCAAGAAACACUUUCGGAUUUUCAGGGAAAUGGGUCCUAAAAACUCUUACAUCGCAUACAUAGAAGAUCACAGUGGGAAUGGAACUUUUGUAAAUAGAGAGCUUGUAGGGAAAGGAAGACGCCUUCCUUUGAAUAACAAUUCUGAAAUUGCACUUUCAGUGUGGAAUAAUAAAGUUUUUGUAUUUUUCGAUCUGACUGUAGAUGACCAAUCAGUUUAUCCCAAGGAAUUAAGAGACAAAUAUAUCAUGUCAAAAACUCUUGGAAGUGGGGCCUGUGGUGAAGUGAAGCUAGCUUUUGAGAGGAAAACAUGUAAGAAAGUAGCCAUAAAGGCCAUCAGCAAAAGGAAGUUUGCUAUUGGCUCCGAGAAAGAGGCAGAUCCGGCUCUCAAUGUUAAAACAGAAAUUGAAAUUUUGAAAAAAUUAAAUCAUCCUUGUAUCAUCAAGAUUAAAGACUUUUUUGAUGCCGAUGAUUUUUAUAUUGUUUUGGAAUUGAUGGAAGGAGGCGAGCUGUUUGACAGGGUAGUGAGGAAUAGACGCCUGAAAGAAGAUACGUGCAAACUAUAUUUUUACCAGAUGCUCCUGGCUGUGCAGUAUCUUCAUGAAAAUGGCAUUAUUCAUCGUGAUUUGAAGCCAGAGAAUGUUCUGCUCUCAUCUCAAAAAGAGGAUUGUCUUAUAAAGAUUACUGAUUUUGGGCAGUCCAAGAUUUUGGGGGAGACCUCUCUCAUGAAAACUUUAUGUGGUACCCCUACUUACUUGGCUCCUGAGGUUCUUAAUUCCUUUGGGACUGCUGGAUAUAAUCAUGCUGUGGACUGCUGGAGUUUAGGAGUUAUUCUUUUUAUUUGCCUUAGUGGGUAUCCACCUUUCUCUGAGCAUAAGACUCAAGUGUCACUGAAGGAUCAGAUCUCCAGUGGAAAAUACAACUUCAUUCCCGAAGUCUGGGCUGUGGUCUCAGAGAAGGCUCUGGACCUUGUUAAGAAGUUGUUGAUUGUGGACCCAAAGACACGUUUCACAACAGAAGAAGCUUUAAAACACCCGUGGCUUCAGGAUGAAGACAUGAAGAGAAAAUUUCAGAAUUUGCUGUUUGAAGAAAAUAAGUCAACGGCUUUACCUCAGUUCCCAGCCCAGCCUUCUACGAGUCGAAAACGGCUCCUUGAAGGGGAACCAGAGGAAGCCGGCACCACAAAACGCCUGGCUGUAUGUGCUGCUGUCUCGUGAACACUGGUUGAACAUGAAAGAAAUGAA
Messenger RNA from Pteronotus mesoamericanus, 1876 nucleotides. It is a transcript of the gene CHEK2, whose product is annotated as checkpoint kinase 2. The coding region runs from base 218 to 1849 and encodes 543 amino acids. The record is from RefSeq and is a predicted model, not a curated record. Gene Ontology annotation, molecular function: ATP binding; protein binding; protein serine/threonine kinase activity. Gene Ontology annotation, biological process: mitotic DNA damage checkpoint signaling; protein phosphorylation. The transcript has 16 exons. Lineage: Eukaryota; Metazoa; Chordata; Mammalia; Chiroptera; Mormoopidae. Gene Ontology annotation, cellular component: cytoplasm; nucleus.